Chelonus insularis is the source of this 2061-nucleotide messenger RNA. RefSeq lists its product as uncharacterized. The coding region runs from base 1267 to 1947 and encodes 226 amino acids. Lineage: Eukaryota; Metazoa; Arthropoda; Insecta; Hymenoptera; Braconidae. The record is from RefSeq and is a predicted model, not a curated record. The transcript is spliced from 2 exons.
AAUUUUAUUAUGUGUAUGUCAGUUGUGUAAUCGUGAAAAUUUCUCUUCUACAAUUCUAUAAUAAUAUGUUAUAACAUUAUCAAUUUUUAUCACAUAAUACAUAUGUAUAUUAUGCACACAAGUACGUAUAUAUACAUGCAAGUACAAUUUACGUAUAUAAUUAUCAUGUUUAAAAAAUAAAAAAAAAAAAUUCAAUCUGUAGCCUCAGUCAUACAUUCAAGUAAUUUCUAUCGCUAUACUAUUGCUUCAUUCUCUCUUUCAUCAGCUUUGCUACGGUAAGUACAAGGACGACCGCAUCUCACAUACUUUCAAACUGCUACAACUGUUCCCUGAAUAAGAACAAUUUUACGCUUCAGUAAAUAAAUAAAUUUUUGUCAAAGAUAAAAAUUAUUAAGUACGUUUUUUAAAAUACGAAUCAUAAUAAAGUGAUUUUUUUUUAUUUUUUAGGAUUGGAGAUCAUUGAGAAAUGCAGAAAAAGUUGAAAGAACUUGGGACGUUUGUAAAUGUUGUUCGAUUGUACAGAUGAUCAACAUAUUAUCAUGUUAAUAAAAUCAUAAAUUAGCAUUAACUGACCAGCUAAAAAAAUUAAUUAUGCUACAUCCGCUUUUCGAAUUGACACCAGUCUGGUGGUUAAUUAUUUAUGCAGGAUUUUUACUAUUAUUAUCUCCUCUAGUAUUAGUAAUUGUAAUUUUCUUACCAAAUUUUCCAUUACUUUUAUUACGUCGAGUUUGUUAUAUUCCAGUUGAAUCAAUAUAAAUGAUAAAUUAUUCAAUUUAUUUAACUAUUAACUUAAAAACAAUCAAUGUCUUCUAGCAAAUGCCAUGAAAUGUUAGUCAAGUAGAAUAUAAAAAAAACUAAAUAUUAAUAAUUUAUAUUUAAUUUUCAAUCAUUAUUAAAAUCCUUUGUAAAAAAAUAACAAUUAAUGCUAAUCCUUUUAACUGAGUUAAUAGGUAAAAUAGUGAGAAAUAAAUCAAACAUAAACUAGAUGACCAAAUAUUUAAAAAAUAAUAAGACGUACGUAAAUGGAGAGUCUGAUGCUAUUCAUCAUAGUUAAAAGAAUACUGAAACAGGCGUCUGUGCAUUCAUGAUAGUACAGCAUAAGUAACAUAAUGUCAUAGUGAAUACUUUCGCCAAGUGAGAAUAUAAGUGGGAGUUGAUGUCUGGAGUGGUCUGGAGACCUUAGCUUCCACCACGUAUAUACAAGGGACCUGAUCAAGAAUUCUGCUACUUGUUAUUCACUCCUCAUCGACUUCUACUUAAAAAGACAUGGAGUUAUUGUGGAUUACGAGGCUGUUACUUGGAUGUUUGAUUAUAAUAAAUAUCGUAGCUACUCCAUCAUCAGGUUUACGAAGAGUUCCUAAAGUCUACAAUGCUCUGAUAACAAGUGACCAAAACUUGGCACCUUCAAAAGCAUAUCCGGUCAUCCAGCCUAUAAUUCACAGGACUGCAGUUGGCUAUCUUAAUCCAUACUACUAUACUCCUGUAGGACCUGAAUUUAUUGGUCCAGAUAUUUAUCCGAUACCAGUGAAUCCACAGCCAGUUGAUACAUCUGAUAGCCCAAAAAAUACUGAUGAUAAAACAAAGGACAAAGAAAUCGCUGAAGGGGAUGAAAAAGAUGGAAAUAAAGAUCGUGUUCCGUUAAGUUUUUAUCCAAAUUAUCAGUCAGUUUAUUUUAAUCCAUACUUAUAUGGAUAUAAUGUAUAUCCACAUGUUACACCUGGAACUUAUUAUGUCAACUAUCAACCUCCUGGACCAUUUCUUCCACCACCACCUCCUUAUACUUUUCCACAAUCUUAUCCUAGCGAUCAACCUACUCCAAAUGAUCAAGAAAAAAAUAAAACCAACGAAAAACAAAUCAUUAAAUCAGAAACAACUACAACGACAACAACAGAAAAAGUACCAGAAGUUCCAUUAUCUUCAGUGCCAAGGAAACAAUACUCUUCAUAGUUUUAUAGCUGAUAUUACUAAGCCAUUUAUAAAAGUGUUUAGUAUUAUUUAGUUUUUCUAGUUGUUUUUAGCACUACCCACCGUGAUGAUAAAAAAAAUUUUUUAAUUCUUUAA